CACGAUCACGCACUGUAGGAGAACUCUUAGCCCCAACUUCUCCUUUUGACAAGAAGUGUGGACGUGAAAACUGGACUGUUGCCUUUGCUCCCGAUGGAUCUUACUUUGCUUGGUCUCAAGGGCAUCGCAUAGUGAAGCUGGUCCCCUGGUCUCAGUGCCUUAGUAACUUCUCAUUGCACGGCACAAAGAAUGUUGCAGAUUCCAUCAGUACCAGGCUGCCGAGGCAGAGCAGUGACAGUGGGCAGAAGAGCAAGCCCUGUGAGCACGUCCUCGACUGCGGCGACAUCGUCUGGAGCCUGGCCUUCGGCUCCUCGGUGCCCGAGAAGCAGAGCCGCUGCGUCAACGUCGAGUGGCACCGCUUCCAGUUCGGGCAGGACCAGCUGCUGCUCGCCACCGGCCUGAGCAACGGGCGCAUCAAGAUCUGGGAUGUGUACACAGGAAAACUCCUCCUUAACCUGAUGGACCACACAGAAGUUGUGAGAGAUUUAACCUUUGCCCCAGAUGGCAGCCUGAUUUUAGUGUCUGCAUCCAGAGACAAAACACUGAGAGUGUGGGACCUGAAAGAUGAUGGAAAUAUGAUGAAAGUGUUGAGAGGACACCAGAACUGGGUAUAUGGUUGUGCGUUCUCUCCAGACUCUUCUAUUCUCUGUUCUGUUGGAGCUAGUAAAGCAGUGUUUCUCUGGGACAUGGAUAAAUACUCCAUGCUACGGAAACUGGACGGACACCACCACGAUGUCGUAGCCUGUGAGUUCUCCCCUGACGGGGCUCUGCUGGCUACCGCGUCCUACGACACCCGCCUCUGCCUCUGGGACCCACACACUGGAGUCAUUCUCAUGGAGUUUGGGCAUCUGUUUCCCCCCCCCACGCCAAUAUUCGCCGGCGGUGCCAAUGACCGCUGGGUCAGAUCCGUGUCCUUCAGCCAGGAUGGACUGCACCUCGCCAGCCUUGCUGAUGAUAAAAUGGUGAGAUUCUGGAGGAUUGAUGAGGAAUACCCUGUACAAGUUGCACCUCUGAACAAUGGGCUCUGCUGUACGUUUUCCACUGAUGGCAGUGUUCUAGCAGCAGGGACACAGGAUGGCAGCGUGUACUUCUGGGCAACUCCCAGAGAAGUCUCCAGUCUGCAGCACCUGUGUCGCAUGGCGAUUCGAAGAGUGAUGCCCACCAGCCAAGUCAAGGACUUGCCCAUCCCAUCAAAAGUGGUGGAGUUCCUCUGUUACCAGAUUUGAGUCGUUUGGUUUUUUACAUCAAACAGGCAGGUGGCCCAGCUGCUGAAACAAGCUCAACACUUUAAAGAAUCCUCGAACUUUACAGCCUUUAAGCUUAAGGCUCUACAGGUUCUCAAGAGCUAUUUAAAGUGAUAAUCUAAAUACUAUUUUGUCAAUAUGCCUGACAGGUGAAUUUUUAAUAUUUAUAAAAAACACAGUAGAAGUAUUCCUGGUGUUCUCAAUUUUCUAAACUGUAACUGUGAAAACAUGUACAUACAUAGAGAUCAGCUGCUACAUGUUAUCAAUGUACCUUUAAAAAUUGCUUUUAUGAUUUUUAAUGUGUAUCAUGUAUAUAUUGCUUUGGUAGAGCCAUCAGCUGCAUCUGUGCUGUAAAGUGGAAGGAUAGCUAUUAUUCUGGGACACUGAGUUAGAAAAAAUAUUGACUUAAGGAAGCUUAACUGCUCUGUAUGUAUGUACAUUGGUUGGGGUUCAGGAAACUGAUCCACAGAUCAGAAUUCGUGCUAGUUUGUCUCACAGGGAUGUACAGCUUGGCUUUGUAGAGCAGCGUCUGGUGAUGGGAAGUGGGCUGAGGUGAGGGUUGGAGGAUGUCUCAUGUAAAUGCAGGAAUGUUGUCUCUCUGUCAGCUAAAGAAGGCCUGAGGUUCCACAGCAGCAAACCAGGUUAAAUUUCAAUAUUGGGCAGUAUUAAAGAAAUACUUCCUUACAUUUCUAAAAAUCUAACUACUGUAUUAUUGCCUCAUACUUUGUCUGUAAUGAGAAGUUUACAGACUCAGUUUAUUAUUCUUUGACCCUAUGAUAUCUCUUUGGGGGUGAUUACUGGUUAAUGGCCAAAGAUAAGCAAAAUACUUGGUUUUGCCUUCUGUUAUUUAUCUGUACCUGCAGAUACAAGGAAUGUAUGCAUUGCAUAAAAUGCCUGAUUAUAUAUAUAUAUAUUUUUGUUGAAUUUUUGUAUUAAAAACUUGUAUA
Merops nubicus (carmine bee-eater) is the source of this 2191-nucleotide messenger RNA. RefSeq names its product WD repeat and SOCS box containing 1 (gene WSB1). The transcript has 8 exons. Gene Ontology annotation, biological process: intracellular signal transduction. The annotation marks the transcript as partial. The record is from RefSeq and is a predicted model, not a curated record. Gene Ontology annotation, molecular function: protein binding. Lineage: Eukaryota; Metazoa; Chordata; Aves; Coraciiformes; Meropidae.